Messenger RNA from Archocentrus centrarchus (flier cichlid), 2913 nucleotides. RefSeq names its product WD repeat domain 75 (gene wdr75). Gene Ontology annotation, biological process: ribosome biogenesis; positive regulation of rRNA processing; positive regulation of transcription by RNA polymerase I. The record is from RefSeq and is a predicted model, not a curated record. NCBI's taxonomy places the organism in Eukaryota, Metazoa, Chordata, Actinopteri, Cichliformes, Cichlidae. Gene Ontology annotation, cellular component: small-subunit processome; nucleolus. The transcript is spliced from 21 exons. Gene Ontology annotation, molecular function: RNA binding; protein binding. The coding region runs from base 97 to 2610 and encodes 837 amino acids.
CUUCCAGCAGGGGGCGCAUGUAAAACGGAGGGGUGUCUAACGGCUGAAUGUGUGACGGAACAGCGGUCAGAGUUCAGAGGUUAAUCCGGGAAAAACAUGGUUGAACACGGGGAUAUCCGCGUGGUUCACCGCGGCGGCAGUAAAAUAAACUUCAGGGAGCCCGUCGUCACCCAUGACUCUAGGUUCCUGCUGUGCGCCUCCGGAGAGGCCGUAAAGGUGUUCAGCACCUCCACAGAGGAGUGUAUCCACGAGCUGCGGGGUCACACCGGGCUGGUGACAGGUGUGCUGCUCAGACCCUCCAACCACCUACAGGUCUACUCUUCUUCAGUAGAUGGCACUGUCAGACUUUGGGACUUCACAGAUGGGAUUCUCAUUAAGACUUACGUCAUUGGAUACCCAGUCUACUCGAUCUACGCCUCUGCCAACCACGAAAAGAUCCUCUUUAUUGUUAUCCCCAUGCAGAGUGACAAAAGAGCGGAACUGUUCCAGCUGGUUGCGGUCCAUCUGCCAGAGAGCAGAGAACAGCUGGUGGAGACCCGAGAACUUUCUGCUGUGCUCAGCAACGUCAGCUCCAACCCAGCAGCCAUCGCCUUCGGCAGAGGGGGAGAAUAUCUCGCUUCAGUGAACGCCUUGGAGCUGGAGGUCUAUUUCUUUAAGAAGCACAAGUCAUUCAGGUUUCCCCUCAAAAAAGACAACAAGAAGGGCGGCAAGAACACGUUCACGUGCCUCGCCUGUCACCCAAAAGAUGACUGCAUCGCCACGGGACACGAAGACGGGAAGAUCCGCCUGUGGAGAAACUUUAACCAUAAGAAGGAGUACACAUACUCCACCCUGCACUGGCACCACAGCGCCGUCAGCUCGCUGUGCUUCACUCCAGAAGGGACCAACCUGCUGAGCGGAGGCGUGGAGUCGGUACUCGUCCAGUGGAGGUACAACCAAGAGAGCGAGCGGGACUUCCUGCCCCGCCUGGGCGCCGCCAUCACGCACAUCACCGUCUCGCCUGACGGAGCGUUAUUCUGUACCUCACACAGCGACAACAAGGUCACCAUCAUCCAGAGUUGUGUUAAAGUGUCUGCUGUCAUUCAGGGUCUCGUCAAAGGAGACAUCAGGACAGACUUGCUGGUGGACCCUCGCAGCAAAGCUCUGGUGCUAAACGGGAAACCAGGACAUCUGCAGUUUUACUCGCUCCAAAGGGACAAACUGCUGUACAACCUGGACAUCGUGCAGCAGGAGUACAUUCAUGAAUCAGGCCUGCAGCAGUUUGAGGUGGUCAAAGCGGCGUUUGAUGCCUCCGGCUCGUGGUUAGCAACAGUGGAAGAAAGAAAUCAGAAAGCUGCUGAGCUGGAGUUGAACCUGAAGCUGUGGGCAUUUGAUGAGCAAACGCAGAGUUUUGUGCUGAACACGACCAUCUCGGCCCCCCACGACGCCCAGAUUACCGCCGUGUGCUUUCGCCAGGCCGCCGACAGCCAGACCACCCUGCUGGUCUCCACCAGCAAAGAUGGACACUUCAAAGCCUGGCAGCUCGCCGCUCCAGCCCACACAGAAGAUGAAGGUGCUUCCUGGCUGUGUGAUUUCGUGGGGGCCUAUCACGGCCGGCUGCCUGAAUGCUGCAGCUUCUCGGCUGACGGAUCUCUGCUGGCCGUCGCCUUUCAGGAAGUGGUGACUGUGUGGAACCCCGCCUCCUGGGAGCUCCUGACGACCCUGUCGCAGCCGCCAGGAGCCAUCAGGGAUCUUUGUUUCGGGCGGCUGAGCUGUUCCAAGUAUCUGAUGGGAACCACCGCCAGCAAUCUGCUCUGCUGCUGGAACCUCCUCACCUGCUCCUUGGAGUGGAGCACCUCCAUGGACGUCAGCCUGCUGCUGGACGACCCCCUCUCCGAGAACAUGGCCGCCUUCUGCUGUCAGAGCGGAUCCACCGACUUGUUCGUGUUCAAGCCCAGCGAGCCUCGGCCACUGUUUUCCCAUAAGGCCGUGUGCUCAGGGGCGGUGACUCGCGCCAUCUUCGCUCCGAGGGAGGAGAUGCUGGAGAGCUGCGAGGAGAGCAGCCAGUGGCUCAACCGCUCUCAGCUUUACUUUGUCACACAGCACACGGAUCUCAUGACUUUCACCACCAAAGCAGAGGAGGACAGGCUGAUGGCUUCCAGCAAACAGCUCGUGAUUGACGACAGCGUGGCCAUGACGCCGUUCUACCUGCUGUUGGGGAAACACAGACAGCAGCAAGAGGAGAAUCGGGACCCCGAGAGCAGCCUGUCGGUGGCGAGAACGGCGCUGCCCCAGACCUCCACCUCCAUCAAAGAGCUCCUGCAGACCCCGGCCCACGUCCUGCCCUCCACCUCCCACCUGUGCUCCAUGUUUGUUCAGUCUCUGCUCAUCUCUGUCUCAGGUUGCAGGGAGGAAAAGGCACAUACAGAAGAGGAAAUGGAGAGUGAAAAAGAGGAAGAGGAUUCGGAGGAGGAAAUGGAAUCCAGCAACUGCAAGCCGGGGCCGGCGGCAGCGGCGGGGGGGCAGGCGGUGGAGCCAGACGCCCCCACUCUAACGAAGGCUCAGGCCAGAGAACUGAGGAGGGUGAGGAAGCUGGACCACAGCUGGCUCGCAGACCUCCUGGACUCCUAACCAGAACACAUACUGAGCCUGUACGAGGCUUCCACCAGCAGCUCGGACGUUUUCUGCAUUUCUUCCACUUUGUUUCCCUGAGUGGAAACAAAUCUCUGUGCAAACACAAAGCAUGUAUUUGAUCGCAUAAUCAGAGUCAAUAUGGACAAGUCUAUUAUAUUUAAACAGUGGAACCCCUCCCAGCCUUUGCGUGAGUUUCCACCAGUUUCAUUGCCAGAACUCUGGACUGAAUUUUGGUCUGGAUUCCUUUCAGUCCUUUGCUGUUUUUUUUGUUUUUAAAUAAAUCUUUUUACCAAACCAGAA